Zymoseptoria tritici IPO323 is the source of this 2856-nucleotide messenger RNA. RefSeq lists its product as uncharacterized. The coding region runs from base 1 to 2856 and encodes 951 amino acids. The transcript is spliced from 4 exons. Gene Ontology annotation, biological process: retrograde vesicle-mediated transport, Golgi to endoplasmic reticulum. The record is from RefSeq and is a predicted model, not a curated record. NCBI's taxonomy places the organism in Eukaryota, Fungi, Ascomycota, Dothideomycetes, Mycosphaerellales, Mycosphaerellaceae.
AUGGAAGUUCAAGAUCUGAGUCCUGCACAAUGUGUGCUACUUACAGUUCAUCUCGCCUCCGAAUCAAACAUCAAAGCCCUACACUCCUUCACGCCUACACGAUCUGACGCCCUCGACCCCGAACUUGUCCUACGAAUCCUCCUCACAUACCUUCCUGAAGCUGUCGAUCCGAGCGAGUACUCCGACUACGUUGGCGAGGUCUGUUCACGACUGUACCUCAACGUCGACCGUGAAGAUGUGCCAGUGAACACAGCUCCUGUCAAAGACCUCUCGGAAGAACAAGCACAGAAACGCGUCCGGAAGCUACGUUUACUCAAGAUCGAGCCGCCCAAGUUCCCGCCUCAUGCGCCCAGAGACCUACUCACAUGGUUUUUGUGUCAUCGAGCGUACAGGAUAGACUCGGAGACUGGCUUGCUAAACCUCGUUCCCGCCUUGAUCGAGCCAUUCCUCGGCCGCAAUGAUUUCAUUCGCACGUGGUACAUCGCAGUUGUGCUGCCGCUACUUCGACUGGAGAUCGAGUACUAUCCUGAGGAUCCAUCCAUGGUGCUACCGUUGAAUGAAUUCGAAGAGUUGUCGGGCAGGAAAGGCAUUGACUUUCUUAUGAAAAAGGCAGCGGAGCCAGAGAAGGAGCAAGUGGAGGAUGAAUCGCAGAGCAGAAUAAGUCGGGACAUCAAGAGCUUGGUUGGGCCGUGGAUGUAUGGACAUACACACCGAAAACGUCGUAAACUUGAUCGUAAGAAUGAACAAGCACCCUCUCAGCCAGUCGAGGAAGGUCUCUCCAACGGCACCGGACACGAUUGGGAGCAAAUGUACCGCUGGAUGGUUCAGAAGUCAGUAGAUGAGUUUGGGCUGGUUGCGAGCGCUGUUGAGAACUGGGACGGUCCUAGUGAUGUCGAUUUGGGCGGCUACGAUCAAAAGGGAAUAUCCUACUUGGAUGAGGACUUGCAGCGGAAGCUCGAAUUACAGUAUGCGCAGGCGGCUUUUGCAAGCUGCUAUGCUGCGCAGACGAACGACGAGGAGACGGUCCGCAGCUCACACAACGUUCUCGCCAGAUUGGCUGAGCUGCUAGACUUCAAGCCGCCUCCAGAUCUCGCGACUAGCGUCGACUCGCUGCCGCAGAUUGAGCGGCAUGCCACGAAAAUCGAACAGUCGGAGUCGGUGGCGGACCUCUUUCCAGAUGCUCUGCUACGUUCAGAACAUCCUCUGACUACACCGAGAGUGGAGACCUACAUGCUGCUUCAGAUGAUGGUGUAUAGCGCAUACCAAUUUUCUGGACUGGGUCAUCCGAUCUCGCUUGUAAACGUCGCAAAGCUACACUUCUAUGCUGAUGCGGCCGAGCAAAUGGAGGUGCUACGAAAGAUGCUACGCUCAGCUUCCAAGAGCGGUGCUCGGAAAGACCCUUCGCAAUGGGAGUCUGAUCAUGCGAAGCUGCUUUGGCUUUGGAAUUGGGGUAUCAAGCCCGGCCCAAAUGAGCCCGAAGAGAAAGAGGGAGCUGGAGUCCUGGGCAAAAUUCAGAAGGACGAUUUUGAGGAUGAGAUGUUGCGAGCCUUUGUGGAAACAAGCUGUUACCAAUUCGCAAUCGAUUCGUACGUCGCCGCAAAGCCAGAGGGCUCCGAAGCCCGUUCGCGAGUCGAGGGCGUAAUACUGGAGAAGGCGAUGGAAGCAUACGACAGUGCGAGCAACGGUAAUAAGACGAGAGGCGGCAUGAAAAGGGCGAACGAUAUCCUCCUUGCCUUUCGACAGCAGUUCUCCAAGAGUGCACGUUUCCAACAAGCCAGUGCACUCAUAGCUGCUACACAUUCAUUGUCAUUUUACUCUCUGAAACUGCAGCACGGGGUUCCCUUCCAGCCCGUCAGUAUACGUGUCAGCAAGGAUCCGCUGUCUCUCAUCAGCAAGCUUCUUGAACAAAAUUCGAGGAGCUACACAAAGCUGGACGAUCUUGUCGAUAUUGGCCGAAACUUGGUCUCUGCUGGGCUUGUCUCGGAUGAGGACGACGACGGCGCAAAUCGAGAAGUCACAAACGCGGGAGAUUUAUCCCGGAGAAGGAAAGAUGCCGAAAGGCGAGUCACAUUCAUGGCGAUCGAGGCUGCACUGAGAGAAGACGACUUCGAGACAGCCUACUCUUACAUCGUCAACAAGCUCUCGCCGUCGGGAGCGGACAUUGAGGCACCCAAUGCUUCAAAACAGCCGUCCCGCAAAGGCCAUGCAAGACUCUCAAGCCGAGCGAGGAACGACACCGAAGACGACAUCUCCUGGCGCGCGGCCUUCCUCGCAGGACGAUAUCGACCAUCAACAAGCACACCACCCACACUCCGCCGCCUCGAGCAACGAACAGAACUCCUCUCUCUCGCCCUCCUUUUAGCACCCGCAUCCGCUCUCACCGAAAUCCUCGCAGCCUGGCGCCGCUGCGAAGAAGAAACUACAUCCUUACACCUGGCUCAGCAGCAAGCAGAGAAAGACUUUGACGACCGUGCCGACAAACGCCUCAGCGCGAACGACUACAGUGCACUCCCUGGCAACUUCACGUACCAUGACCAGCAACCCGACCUCGUCCUCAAUCAGACACGCCGCGAAGUCCGUCCGCGAGGCGACGACGAUGCGCCGCUCAGUAUGUUCGACUUGACGCGCAACGCAGCAAAGGCGCUCAGCAAGAAUGCGUUCCCGCUGGGUGAGGCGGCGGCGAGGUCUUCAGGCGAGCAUAAUCGGGCGAUGGACAGUGAUGAUGGACAGGGCAGCGAUGCUCAGGGGCAGCAUGUGAGGAAGCGAGAUAUGGUCGCAAACGCGGCGAGUGGUGCACUGGCGAGUGGGCUGGGCUGGGUGUUAGGUGCUUCGCCUGCCCCCGCACCUGAGAGAUGA